This is a messenger RNA of Seriola aureovittata, 1297 nucleotides long. Its product is annotated as MAPK regulated corepressor interacting protein 2-like. The record is from RefSeq and is a predicted model, not a curated record. The transcript has 5 exons. The coding region runs from base 508 to 948 and encodes 146 amino acids. NCBI's taxonomy places the organism in Eukaryota, Metazoa, Chordata, Actinopteri, Carangiformes, Carangidae.
UGGUGAGCUUUGACUGCGUGCGUCCUAUGUCUUAUGAAUGACAGCCGCUGUUUCAGGUUGCGUGACAUUGUGGCAGUGCAGGACACCUCAGCACCAAAGUGACUUACAGUAGCUAUAUGUCUGAGCUCGGGGACGGAGACAGGUGAAAGGGGGGAGGGUCGCUGGCUGAGAUGUGCCCCGGCUUCUGGUUUUUACGCGAGUAGGAGCGCUGCUCAUGGUUCUGUUUCCUGGGAGCUCUGUCCAGUCCAGUCUCAUGUCAGCUCCGUGGGUUUGCGUUGGCUUCAGUGUCUCAGCCUGUGAGCGGAAUUUAGCCUGAUCAGCUGAGGGUAGGACUGAGGCUCCUCACAUUAAUUAAGGCAGUUUCUUUACACCGACAGGAUCCUGGAGGAAUGUGUUAACGUGCCUUUAUAAGUAGGCCUGCUCCACCUGUCUCUGCUCCAUCUGGGACGCUGCUUCUUCUUACGUCAAAGUGCCAAACCUGAAGUUUACAGGCGACUUUUCCUGCGCAUGAUGUACACAAUUACAAGAGGUCCCAGCAAACUGGUCACCCAGCGACGCACAGGGCCCACACAGCAGCUGGACAACAAAAUAAACGACUUCAAGCACAAACAAACGUCCUGGAGUCUGCCUAACCUUCCUGCACCCAAGAUAGUAUUCAACCGCCUGAAUGGUAAAAAGUAUCAUCAUCCCGCUCCGGCUCUCCCUGCAGACAACCAUCAGGAAGAGACUUUCACCGCUGCACAUGAGGAAAACGUCAAGUUUGUCUACGACGCCUGGGAGGAGGUGGUGAAGCAGGAGCAGAGGCCCAGCCAGGGGUCAGAGGAAGCCCAGGGAGCAGUCCACUAUAAAGAGACCACUCCCAGCCCACACAUGGACAACUUUGUGCCCAUCGACCUGGAUGAAUGGUGGGCCCAGCGCUUCCUAGCCAACAUAGACAAGCUGUCCUGACACUCUUCUGGGAUUUAUGGAUCUUGACAGGCGGUCAGGAGGUGAGACCUAAAGCAGAAAGGCUCACUGAAGAGAGGAUACCUGGGAGCAGCAGGUGUGAUGGGUCAAAGUGCCCUGAUGUGAUUCAAAGGGAUGGACAGCGCUGGGACGCUGACAUAGAAACCACAGAGAAUCACCUCACUUGAACUCUAAGCCUUUUAACCCCAACCCAUCCAACACUAAACAGUCAGUCUGACACAGAUGGCACACAGAAGGACAAUGUCUUGAAGUUGAGGUUUUCUCAUCUUGCCAACCCAACAAAAGAGAUGUCAUGUUACUUUGAAAUGCAGUAAAAUUGUCUUUUCAAGAA